AUGAGCAUCCGUAAGAGCACGACAUCUCCGGUUUCUGGAACCGAUCGGGCCGAUCUCAACGACAGCUUCGCCGUUUCGGAAGCAGAACCUUCACAACUUCAUGGCCAUGUAGAGUACGGAGCAGACGUGUCAGUAGGAGUUGAAGAUGCGUCUGGUUUCACAGCUGAAGACGCGUUUCAAGUCGGGGGCGAAGAAGACGAAGAGCAGGUAUCCACUGUGACCAAUGGCGCAGUCGUACCACAAUCCGUAGUGGCAGCAGAAUCCGCAGACGAAGACGUGUUGCUGAGAUCCACCAAAAAGGAAGAGUUUCUUCCGGAAUCGACUUCAAUUGCAGAACCUGUUAAGCUGGAUGUUAUUACAAAUGUCAUCGACGCCAACGCCGAUACUGGCCUUGAUGAUGAUCCAUGGAUGAAAGAUGGCACGCCAGAGUUCCCCCCCGCAGACGAAAACCUCCCAGAAGUGCCUCCAGUAGCAGAAACAAAAGUAGAGACGUCAAAAAGUAUCGCCAAGCAGCAAAUAUAUGGAGAAAAGGUGGAAGAUUUCACUGAAAAUUCGGCUUCUCCACAGGAAGUCGAUUCGAAGCAAACAUCAAGCACCAUAGCAGACUUUAUUCCAACGCCAGAGCAUAUUCAUUCAAAUCUUCAUACUAGUGAAACAGAAAAUGAACCUAUUAAACAGUCUCAAUUGCCUUGGGAAAGCCAUGUAGAACAGAUAGAAGCAUUACCAUGGGAAGAACAGCCACAAAAGGUUGAACAUGUACUACCAUGGGAAGAAAAACCCGAUGAAGUAUCACAGAAAGAUGAAGCUUUGCCAUGGGAAGAGCGAAGAGUAGAACACCCAGAACAAGCCGCAGAGUCUACAUUGCCAUGGGAAGAACAACCUAAUGUAGAAGAAUUUCAAGCUCACGAACCUGCAUUACCAUGGGAAGAACGACCCGAGGUAGAAGAGUCUUCAUUACCUUGGGAGGAAAAAGUUGGAGAAUCUCAAGGCCAGGAAGCUGCAUUACCUUGGGAGGAACAACAAGAAGUCGAAGUAUCAUCAUUACUCUUAGAGGAAAAAGUUAGAGAAUCUUCGUUGCCUUGGGAGGGGGAAGAAGGAGAAUCUCAAGCUCAAGAAUCUAAGUUACCUUGGGAAGAGCAAAGAAUACAAUCUACACCACCUUCGGAAGAACAAGUAUUAGAACCUGUAGAGGGUUCUUCAUUGCCUGUGGAAGAAAAAGAUCUGACAGAAGGAUCAUUGCCGUGGAACCAACAUCACGAAGGGGAAGCACAAGAGAUUUUACCAUGGGAACAAAGCACGAAACCACAAGAUACGCAACCACAAGUAUCACAGGAAGAACUACAUGAUUACUCUGUUUCGAAUGUAAUUUCACAAAGUGAGAUUGUGGAAGAACAAGCCCAGCCUGUAUCACAGGCUUACGAAAGUCAGUUUUUGGCUGGUUUCUUUACUGAACGUCGCCCGGAACAAGAAUCUGAAACCAAACAAGAGUCGUUAGAUGAGUUGUUUGAGAAGGACGAAGACUUUCUUCCAGAAUUAAAGCAACCUGUUGAACAAAGCACUCAAACUUCGAAACCAAAGGAGUUCAACUUACCGGAAUUGGAUCUUGACGACGAUUUACUUUUGGAUGAUGACUUGUUAGACGAUGACGAACCUGAACUUGUUCCAGAACCUGUAGCGCCAGUGGAGCCAAUUCAAGAAGCUAUCCAGAAUAAUGUUGCCAAGUCUCCACGUCAGACUUACAUUCCAACUCAGCCUCAUCAUAACAUGUAUGCUCCUCAAAUCAGCAGAACAGAUACUGGAGAGUAUGUAAAAAAACUUGAAGAAAACAAGAAGAGGAACGAUGCUUACGACUUUCCAGACAUUUUGAUGCCACCGAAAGUUAAACCUGCUCCGAGACAUCAUCAGCCUACUACCAAAUACUCGCAACCAGUAGCAUCACCAAAUCUUUCCAACAUCCCGUCUGCUCCACCUGCAACUACUAUUCCUCCACCUGUGAGUAUUGGAAUUGAAGCAUCUAAGAAGGAGCUUCCUACAACUCCUCAAGUCGCACCAGGAAAGCCCAAGUCUUUCUUUGAGGAACUUCCUGUUUCAAUGCCCAAGAAAGCUGCAAGAGCAGCACCCGUAAAGGCUGUCAACCAGCCACAUAUCCAGAAGUCUCCACAGAUUAGUAAUACGCCAAUCAGUGCGAGCUCAAAACCAGCACCAGUAAAUCCGUAUAUGCCUAGUAAUACUCAAAAACAGAAUCCUCAUUCUCCUCUUCAAGGCUCUCAAUACUCGUUUCCAAGGAAGACCAGUUCUGGGUUGGCACCGCCACCAGCUUUGAAUCAAUAUGCUCCUCCUUCUCUGAAUCAAUAUGCAACAGUAUCUGCACAAGUUCAACCAGGACUUCCUCAGUCAAGCUUGCCGCAAUCAGGAAUGUCUCAGCCUGGAUUGCAACCCUUCCCACAACCUCAGGGUCAUUUGGUUCCUCCCAACUUAGUGGCUCCUCAGAUUCAGAAUUCUCCACUAGGACAACCUCAGCAGACACACAACUAUGCUCCUCCAAUCAACACCAACGUUGCUAGAGCUCAAGGAAAUCUUUCAGCUACGAGUCCAUAUGUUCCCAACGCUGGUCCUUAUGCCCCUAAUAAUCACAAUAGGUCUCAUUCCCGAGCUAGUUCGUUGGUAGGUGGUGGAAAAGGUAAGGAGAUCAAUCCGUAUGCUCCUGCUUUACCUCCUGUAAGUCAUCUGGGUACUUCUCCUUCAAUCGCUCAGUCUUCAUUAACUUCGAGAAACAGAGGUAUAUCCAACCCUAGAAAUAUCUACAGCAAGGCCCAGCCAGCUCCAAAGAUUUCUAAUCCCAACUCGUUGAACCAGAGACAGUUCCCUAUCUUCAACUGGAGCAACUCGCAGAAAGUUGUCACUUUAAUUCCAAACAGUAGCCAUAACUUGUACGAGCUGCACGGAGAAUCUAUCAGAGUAAGAGCUGCGAUAGAUUUGCUCAAGGAUAAGGAGAUGUAUUCUACGUUUCCAGGUCCAUUGCUGAAGAGUAAAACCAAGAGAAAGGAUGUAGAGAAAUGGUUAGAAUCCAACAUUGCUUUGCUCACCACUAACAGUAUUGAAAACCAGGAUGAGUACUUGCUCAACCAGGUAUUGUUGGAGGCAGUGAAGUUUGAAGGUGGUUUCAAUUCUCAUGAAUUCAUCAAAGCAGUAUGUAUGGUAUUGAAUCCUACAGCAGACUACAAUACUCCUGGUGAUAUUUCGGGGAUGACAAGUGUCAGUGCCAAUGCCUACAAAUUGGACAAUGCUGGAAUUGGUAUUGUAUUCGGAUUGAUUCAGGGAGGUCAUAUUGACAAAGCGCUUGAAUUCACGUUGUCUAAAGGUGACUGGGCUUUAGCUCUUGUUGUAUCGAACUUUGCUGGCCACGAUCGUUUUGCUAAGGUAGCAGCGGACUAUGCAAGAUUCAGUUUUCCCUAUCAGAAGUCCAACAACAAAAUCCACCACAUCAUUCCUAUUCUUCUCAAGUUGGCUGUAGGAAAUGUGAAGAGUGUCAUUGACGAUUUAAACGCAGUAGCUACAGAAGGUGAAUAUGCCAGUCAUCACUGGCGAGAAAUCGUAUCCUCUGUAAUUAUCAGCGGAGUCAGUAAGUCACAGGACUUCUUGGUUGAAUUCGGUAAAUUUUUGGGUCUUCACCACAACAUUGCAGCUUCGGAAAUCUGCUAUGUAAUUGCAGGUUUGCCAUUAUCCCCUCAGGCCUUACAACCUAGUGGUAUAGUAGUUUCUGUAAUUGGAUCCCUCACUGGCACUUCAAUGUACACGGAAGUGUACGAGUACAUUUUGAAGAUCAGUACUGUAUUUGUUCAACAGGGAGUUGGCAUUAUUCCGCACUUGUUGCCAUUGAAGCUCAAACAUGCUACUGUUUUGGCUGAUUAUGGGUUGUUUAACGAAUCGCAGAAGUACAUUGAUAGCAUCAACAACAACAUGAAGACAUUGGGUAAUCGUUCUCCUUACUUGAAUGCUGCGUUCAUUCAUGAGUUACAGAGUUUGAUUGUCAGACUUCAAGAACUAGGCUCCAGUGAACUGAGUUGGUUUAGCGGAAAGAUGAGUAAAGUAAAUCUUGACAAUAUCUGGGGACAAAUUGAUAAGUUUAUUGGCGGCGAAGAACCCAAGUCCAAGUCCGGCGAGAAUGGCGUAUUCAGUAAGUUCAGUCCUUCUGUUUCAAGAAACACUUCUACCUUGGAUUUUACCGCUAUGAAUGUUUCUUCAAACAAGUAUCCUCAUUCUCUGCCACAGAUGCCUUCGGGACAGUUUGGAUCUUCCUCAAUUGCUCCAUCUACUGCUGAUGGUGUUCUGGUACCAGUUACUAGAGCCAUGCCUCCAUUGCAAUCGUUCAAUUCUACUCCUGCUAUCAACACCUUAAGCAUGAAUAGCAAGUACUCACUUCCUCACUUACAACAGACUAAGAAUGCCAGUUUCUCUGUUCACUCACAGUCUACGCAAGUACCUCCAUCUCAUCAUCUGACCCCACAGCAGUCACAUGUACAUCCUAAUGUUCCGCUUCAUCAUGCGGCCGAGUCGAAGUAUUCUCCAUCGAAUGCUUCUCCACAGGUCCCUGACUCUACUGCCUCUCCGUAUGUUCCACCAGUAAAGAGAACCACACCUAGAGUUGCUGCUAAAGCAGUGAAUGCUACUGGACCAUAUGUGUAUGCUAAUCCAGAGGGCCACGUCUCUAAUUCUUCGAUUGGAUCUCAUAGGCAGCACGGUUAUCAUCCUCCUACCAGCCAGACUCCUACUGUGAAUGCUAAGAGACAUUCUGUAGCCAGCGUUAUUUCCAACGAGGCCACACCUAAUAGCGAAGUGAUUCAUUCGCACCACAACCACUCUCCACUGAUUCAAAGUGAUAUCAGUAUGGAUUAUCCACUGGAAUUCAAACCUCCCCCCGCAGUCAAGCAAAUUGUAGACCAUAAGCUUGUAUCGGCUCUUAAUGAUCAUGCCCCAGACACCAUUGACGAGUCUCCGGAAUUUAAGAGUGAAGCUAUUGUAGAGAAAGUUCCACCUUUGAGUGCUUCCCAGGAAGUCUCAGGACAGCCAUCUGCUGCUUCCACUUCUGUGCCUUCUUCCGAGAAGGCUGCAACUGUGGAUGACGAAACUACAUCAAGUGCUGCAUCUGCUCCACCUCCUCAAAGUAAGGCUUCAUUAAAGAAACCAGCAAAGGUCAAUCCAUAUGCUCCAGGUGCCAACAGGUCUGGCACUGCUAGAAAGAGCAAAUAUGGACCUCCCACGGGAGCUUCCUCUAGCAAGUAUUCAGUACCUGCUAACUUGGCUCAGCAGGAUGAGCCAAUCAAUGAUGACACCUUGAAGUACGGAAGCAUGUUUGAUUAUAGUGGGUAUAAGACAGGAGAGCCAACGGUAGCUGACAACGACAAUGUAGAACCGCCUACGCAAUCUGAGACUACUUCGAAGCAUGCGGCUGAAGAAGAUGUUACUGAGUUGAUAGUUGAGCCCAAGCCUUCUAUCCCAGAGAGUCCUAGCGCUCCUAAGAUCGUCAGAGAACCAGAAACUUCAGCACCACCUCAUUUCAAACAGCCCGAAUCGCACUUUGCGCCAUUUGGCUAUAACACUCCAUUGAAGGCUAGAACCAAACAUUAUGCAAAUAUCGAUGAUAGUUUUGACAACUCUGAGGUGUCUGGCGACCAAGAUCUUACCGAUAUCCAUACUCCCAGAAAGAGACCAUUGAUUCUCAACAACGGUCCUCCGCAAUUGACAGGCAAAGAAUCAAUGUUCAAUCCUUACCAAGGCGAUAGUGGAGUUAAUAAGUUUGGACUUGACUUCCCCAUUCCCGGCUCUCCAGAUUACACCACUAGAGCCAACAGUGUAGUAGAUCAGCCCGGCUACUUCUCUUCGAGACUAUCGCAAUCACAGCAGUCAGCCUUGUACCAACAAUACGAAGUAGAGGACGACACUGUGAGAGACUACGUACCAACUGUAGAAGAAGACGACGAAGAAGAUGAAGAUGAAGAAGAUAGGGAUAAGAAGAGAUUACAGGAAGAAGAAGAGAAAAGGGCCAAGGCAGCUUCUGAAGAAGCAAAAAAGAAAGCUUCUGAAGCUGCCGCUAAGAGAGAUCCCGGUAGAGGGUGGUUCAAUUGGCUGGGUAAGAAUGAUGGCAAGCCUAAGCCUAUCAAGGCCAAGCUUGGAAACCCCAGCACUUUCUACUACGACGAAAAACAUAAAAGAUGGCUCGACAAGUCUAGGCCCAUUGAAGAACAACUACAGGCAGCAGCUCCUCCUCCACCUCCUGCCAUGAAGAAAAAGGCACCUGCAGCUUCUAGUAAUAUAACAGCUUCUUCUGGUCCACCUUCAGCUGGCCCACCUCCAGGAAUUAAUCCAUCUGGGGUUGCUCCAACUGCUGCACCUUCUGGUCCUCCACUGGCACCACUGGGAGUUACCAGUGGACCUCCUUCCAUCGGAACCGGCCCAUCUAACGGAGCCGGAGGUCCACCUUUUGCCAAAGCUACAUCUGUACAAAGCAGUGCCCCUAGCCUUGCUAAUGCUGGUUUGGAUGAUUUGCUUUCUAUGGGUGGCAGUUCUGUUGCAGGAGGAACUCGUAAAGCAAAGAGAAACACCCGGCGUGGACAUAUCAAUGUGUUUGAUAAAAAGUAGAAAUGUACAUAAAAUAGCAUUACAUCACAAUAUAUAUGGUAGACUUAUAAGAGUAGAACAAUAAUU
This is a messenger RNA of Scheffersomyces stipitis CBS 6054, 6705 nucleotides long. RefSeq lists its product as uncharacterized. Gene Ontology annotation, biological process: COPII vesicle coat assembly; Golgi organization; autophagy. The transcript has a single exon. Lineage: Eukaryota; Fungi; Ascomycota; Pichiomycetes; Serinales; Debaryomycetaceae. Bases 1 to 6639 code for a protein of 2212 amino acids. The record is from RefSeq and is a predicted model, not a curated record. Gene Ontology annotation, cellular component: endoplasmic reticulum exit site; ER to Golgi transport vesicle membrane.